This is a messenger RNA of Bubalus bubalis (water buffalo), 743 nucleotides long. It is a transcript of the gene RBM8A, whose product is annotated as RNA binding motif protein 8A. The transcript has 6 exons. The coding region runs from base 57 to 581 and encodes 174 amino acids. The record is from RefSeq and is a predicted model, not a curated record. Gene Ontology annotation, molecular function: mRNA binding. Gene Ontology annotation, cellular component: exon-exon junction complex; cytoplasm; nucleus. Gene Ontology annotation, biological process: RNA splicing. NCBI's taxonomy places the organism in Eukaryota, Metazoa, Chordata, Mammalia, Artiodactyla, Bovidae.
UUUCCCGAGGAGCCAAGUGCCUGAGCGGCACGGACGAGAGUUGGAAGGAAGGAAAGAUGGCGGACGUACUUGAUCUUCAUGAGGCUGGGGGCGAGGAUUUCGCCAUGGAUGAGGAUGGGGACGAGAGCAUCCACAAACUAAAAGAAAAAGCGAAGAAACGGAAGGGCCGUGGCUUUGGCUCCGAAGAGGGGUCUCGAGCGCGGAUGCGUGAGGAUUAUGACAGCGUGGAGCAGGAUGGCGAUGAACCCGGACCACAACGCUCUGUUGAAGGUUGGAUUCUCUUUGUCACUGGAGUCCAUGAGGAAGCCACGGAAGAAGACAUCCAUGAUAAAUUUGCAGAGUAUGGAGAAAUAAAAAAUAUCCAUCUCAAUCUGGACAGACGUACAGGAUAUCUAAAGGGGUAUACUCUAGUUGAGUAUGAAACAUACAAGGAGGCCCAGGCUGCUAUGGAGGGACUCAAUGGCCAGGAUUUGAUGGGACAGCCAAUCAGCGUGGACUGGUGUUUUGUUCGGGGUCCACCCAAGGGCAAGAGGAGAGGUGGUCGAAGACGCAGCAGGAGUCCAGACCGGAGACGUCGCUGACCCAUCCUCUGUUGUUCAGGUGUUCUCUCCAGAGAUUCCAUUUGACCAUGCAACCUUGGAGAAAUACGGCUGGGGUGGAACUCACUGUGUUUAUAUUUAAUCUCUUACCCUGUUUAGUGUUUCUUUUGAAUUAUGAAUAAAUGUACAAUUUUUGUUUUCUAA